AUUAUUGAGUAGGCUAUUGAUUCUCCAUAACAUCUUUGAUAUAGACUCCAAAUGUCAAUUUUUGAAUUCAUCAUCACGCAUAAUGAUCUUAUCAUGUCAAUGAAAUGGUCAUGUAAAUGGUUCAAUGAGGUUGACAUUUGGCUGACAGAUGUUAGCCUGAAUAUUUUUUCUUUCUAUUGAUGUACAUAGGUCAUUGAAAAGUAUACCAUCUGAGGUUUUACCGCACAGAUUACGUGUUUGACUCUUGCUUGAGAGUGAGUGAGAGAGCAAGCGAGAGAGAGAGAGAGGUGUGUAUUUUCCUUUCCCCCUCCGUACUCAGUCUCACUCUACACGUCGCCUCCGUGAUCUUCGCCAGCAGUGCUCGCGUGCUCUGUUACCAAGACAAUCACGGAUCACGAGGCUCGUCGUUCCUUCCCGGCGUCUCCCCUUACCGGAGUCUCGGGCAUGUCGAAUCCCAGGAAGGACUUUGACGUGAAACAGAUCUUGCGCAUCCGCUGGAGAUGGUUCGGCCACCCCACAUCUCCCCCUUCUCCCAGUAACCAGCCUUCGGGAGAUCUCUUCAGCAGCAGCGGUGGUAGCAGCCGGGGGACCGGAGGCUCCUCAUCCGGCGGUGAUCAGCCAUCCCUUGGCGGCUGCAAUAGCUCCAGCGCCGCUGCCGGUGCCAGCUCGAGUAACGGCAACUCUUCCUCCAACAUCAACAACAAUCGAAAGUUUGCGGAUUCGGGUCCAAACAGUCACUCAGCGGCGGCAGUGGUGGUUAAUGCCUCCGCGUGUCCUCGGUCCAUGAGCCAGCAAGAGUGCCGGAGCUCCCCGCCGGCGCCUUGGGUCUUCCCGGCUCACUCGCGCUCUAGCGAGAGCCUGGAGCCGCUCCAACAGCAGCAGCAGCAGCCGCCGCCGCCGCCGCAGAAGCAGCAGUCCACGCGUGUAUCAGACGCCCCUGGCCCUGGAGACGAGGAGAACAAUAAUAACGUGGAGUCUGACUCCAGCUCGUGCAGGACAUCUAACAGCAGUGCGACCUUGUCCUCAUGUGCGUCGAUGGAGCCGUGUGUGUCAGAUGAACAUUUCCAGGCACACAGUCACGCUGAACACACCUUCAGACGCAUGGAGGCCUACCUGAGGACCAGGAAACUCUGUGAUGUCGUACUUCUCGCUGGAGACCGCAGAAUACCAGCACACAGACUGGUUCUCUCGUCAGUGUCCGAUUACUUUGCGGCCAUGUUCACCAGUGAUGUUCGAGAGGCAAAGCAAGAGGAGGUCAAAAUGGAGGGCGUGGACCCAGAUGCAUUAUGGGUCUUGGUACAGUAUGCUUACACAGGCCGUUUGGAGUUGAGAGAGGACACUAUAGAGAGUUUGUUGUCAGCUUCCUGUCUUCUGCAGCUGUCUGCGGUGGUUCAGGCCUGCUGCAGUUAUCUAAUGAAACAACUCCAUCCCUCCAACUGUCUGGGCAUUCGGUCCUUUGCAGAUGCUCAGGGCUGCCUGGACCUCCAUAAGGUGGCACACAACUACACCAUGGAGCACUUCAUGGAGGUCAUGAGGCAUCAGGAGUUUCUGCUCUUGCCUGCAUGUGAGGUAGAGAAGCUUUUAGCUUCUGACGACAUGAAUGUUCCAGAAGAGGAAACCGUGGUAACAGCCCUGCUCAGCUGGGUCCGCCAUGAUACGCCCACCCGUCAAUCACAGCUUCCUGCUCUUCUCGCUCACAUCCGCCUACCCCUGCUUAAACCACAGUUUUUAGCCGAUAUGGAGGCGAAUCCAUUGCUAAGGGACAGUGUGGAGUGUCAGCGGCUGGUAAUGGAGGCCAUGAAGUAUCAUUUGUUGCCAGAGAGACGGCCGCUCCUCCAGAGCCCGAGAACACGUCCACGCAAGGCCACUGUAGGGGCACUUUUCGCCGUGGGUGGCAUGGAUGCCACAAAAGGGGCCACUAGUAUUGAGCAGUACUGUUUACGGAGGGACACAUGGCGGCAGGUGGCCGUUAUGAGUGGAAGAAGGCUGCAAUUUGGCGUGGCGGUUCUCGACGACCGCCUGUACGUAGUUGGGGGACGAGAUGGCCUCAAGACUCUCAACACAGUGGAAUGUUACAACCCCCGCAGCAAGAGCUGGAGCGUCAUGCCCCCCAUGUCCACGCACAGACACGGCCUGGGUGUUGCAGUGUUAGAGGGCCCCAUGUAUGCAGUAGGAGGUCAUGAUGGUUGGAGUUAUCUCAGCACGGUGGAACGUUGGGACCCUCAAGCUCGCCAGUGGAGCUUUGUUGCAUCCAUGGCAACACCUCGAAGCACUGUGGGAGUUGCAGUGUUAAACAGCAAGCUGUAUGCUGUGGGUGGCCGAGAUGGAAGUUCAUGUCUGAAAUCAGUGGAGUGUUUCGAUCCUCACACCAACAAAUGGAGCAGCUGUGCUCCCAUGUCUAAACGCAGAGGCGGUGUUGGUGUAGCGACGUGGAAUGGCUUUCUGUAUGCUAUCGGUGGACAUGAUGCCCCAGCCUCAAGCUUAGCAUCUCGACUCUCAGACUGUGUCGAAAGGUACGACCCGAAGACGGACAUGUGGACAGCAGUAGCUCCCAUGAGCCUCAGCAGAGACGCUGUGGGCGUGUGUCUUCUCGGGGACCGUCUUUAUGCUGUCGGGGGUUAUGAUGGGCAGGUGUACCUAAACACUGUGGAAGCCUACGAUCCCCAAACCAAUGAGUGGACACAGGUGGCGCCGUUGUGUUUAGGUCGAGCCGGAGCUUGUGUGGUUGCCGUAAAGCUUUGAAAUGCCUCCUGCUGUCAAUCAUCUCCAUGGUGACCGUCCUACAGUACAAGCCUCCGGUGCUCUAGUAGUGUAUCCAGACAGAUCUGAGCUUCUGCUGACCACAGCAGAGAAAAUCACACUUACUGACAUACAGCUGAAUACUCAACUGUGAUCUUCCUUUAUGCCUUCUAGUAUGUAUUUAUCUAUUAAAAGCAGUUUAUUUCAUGGCUGUGCACAUCAAGAGCUACAGGUAGACUUCCUCCUUUUCUGUCUCUGGUUAACAGGGUUUAUUCAAUUUAAUGUCCAUUCAUUCGUAUGUUUAUCUAUGUAUUCCUUCAUGUUUACACACCAUCAGAAUGUAGGGCUCUCUUUUCUGCUUAGAUCCCAUUUUUUACUUGCUCCUCCAUUGUCCCCACCACAAAAAAUAAUUAUGUGCGGUAUAUAUUUAAAAUGUAGCUAUAUAUAAUAUAUAUAAACUAUCGUUCAGAAGAAGAUUUGGUCCCACUUUAUAUUAGGUGGCCUUAACUACUAUGUACUCACAUCAAAAAUUAAGUACAAUGUACUUAUUGUGUUCAUAUUGUGUUGCAAAACACUUUUGCUGCUAUUGAGGUGGGACACGGGUAAGGUUAGGGACAGGUUUGGUGGUAUGGGUAGGUUUAAGGGUGGGUUAAGGUGUAAGGGAUGGGUCAACGGUGUAAUUAUAAAUGCAAUUGCAGAAAUUAAUUACAGAUGUAAUUACAUGCAGGUAUUUUUAAAAGUACAAUGUAAAAACAUGUAUGUAUAAGUGCAUUGUAUCAAAUGAUUAAUUUAAAUGUAAUUACAUAGUAGUUAAGGCCACCUAAUAUAAAGUGGUAUCGAUUUUAUUAUUUUUUAUUUAUUCUCUUUUAUUCAGCAAAGAUGCAUGAAAGGGAUAGAUCACCCAAAAAUGAAAAUUUGGUUACACUUUAUUUUACAGUGCUGUAGUUACAUUGUAAUUAUUCAAAUAAGUACUGAGUACUAUUAAUUAACUACAUGUACUUACUAUAGAGUUACAGUUAGGGUUAGGGUUUGGUUUAGGGUUAGUUACUUGUAAUUAUGCAUAAUUUGCUGUUAUUACUGUAGUAAGUACAUGUAGUAACAUGUAACUAUUGCACUGUAAAAUAAAGUGUUACUGAAAAUUUUGUCAUCAUUUACUCACCUUUAAGUUGUUCUUAUGAAUUUUUUUCUUCUACUGAACACAAAAGAAGAUAUAUGGGUAACCAAACAGUUGAUGGUCACCAUUGACUUCCAUAGUAUGGAAAAAAAAAAUACUAUGGAAGUCAAUGGGGCCCAUCAACUGUUUAUCAUUUUUGGGUGAACAAUAUCUUUAAAUUGACCAAAAGAGACAGUAAAAACAUGUAUAAUGUUUCUAUUAUAAAAUAAAUGAUGUUCAUUUUAACUUUAUAUUUAUCUAAAAAUCCAUAAAAAAUUGAUCAUGGUUUCCACAAAGAUAUUAAGCAGCACAACUGCUUCCAAAAUUUAUAAUAAUAAGAAAUGUUUAUUGAGCAGUAAUAUUAGCAUAUUAGAAUGAUUUCUGAAGGAUCAUGUGACACUGAAGACUGGAUUAAUGGCUGCUGAAAAUUCAGCUUUGCCAUCCACUUUAAAAUAUAUUAAAAUAGAAAACAGUUAUUUUAAAUGGUAAUGAUAUUUACGAUAUUACUGUUUUUACUGUAUUUGUGAUCAAAUUAAUGCAGUCUUGGUGAGAAUAAAAGACUUCUUUAAAAAAAUAUAUUUAAAAAAUCUUACUGACCCCAAACGUUUGAACUGUAAUUUGCAACUAAUUAUUACAUCUAGAUAACGCUACUUUUUGGUGGCUUAUUUACAUCAGCCAAUUUUAAACCUUCAAUAUUUAAUACAUCACAGAGAAGAAACAGAGUGGAAAGGAUAAAGAAUUAUUAAGAGUCAAUUAAAACAUAACUGUAAUGUGCACAGCCAAAUUUUCUCUGUAGAAAUGGUCUGUCAUCUAAGAAUAGCCAGAGUGCAGUAAAGUGUCUCUAGGGAAAAAGAGUGCUGGAGAGAGAACCAGACAAGGAUUGUACUGUGUAUGUAUGUAUGUGUGUGUAUUUCCUUCCCUCUAUUCUAAAAGCAAACAUUAUUGUUAAUGUUUAAGCAGUGUAAUCAAGGAUGACAGCGGUUCUUGAUUAGAUUUAGUUGUAUUCACUAAGCGUGCUGAUUUUAUUAUUUUUUUUCAGAACAGCAAGGUCAGAACAACAGUCCUGUAGCAGAAAAGAGAUUCUGAGAUUUGAUCAAACGGUACUGAUCAUUGAGCAUAUUCUGCAGCCAAAAUCACAUUAAAUCUAGCAAAUGUGUCUUUAUUAGACAGGCAAAUACAAUGGAGAGUGUGAGGAGAAAAGAUAAGAGAGAGGAAGCUUUGGAUAGAAGGACCACAAUUGGGAAGAAAGACACGAGAUGGAAAUCAGGCCGCAUGCUGAGAGUGGAAAUCACUUUGACAUUAUCAGCCCAUUGUAAGCGCGUACGUUUUCGAUUUAUAUUUAAUUUACCUGCCCAAACACAGUUAGAGCAUAUCAGCAAUAUUGCAUGUGAAUAUGGUAAUUAUACCUACAAGGGAGUAACACAAUCCUUCAUUAUACUGUGCCCUUAUUCCCCAACUCGCUUCAAGCUCAGAGAAAGAACAUCAUAACAAGGUCUAAUGCAUAUUCAGAACUCUGAAUCAUUCUUUUUUGAAUAUAGAAACGCAUCCCAGUACUCAGCGGAGGAAGUUAACCACACAAACUGAGAUUUCUGUAGCAGUUCCCCUACUGAGUAAAGGAAAGCUUUAGAAAAAGAUUAAAAAAGAUCAUUGUAAAUAAUGGUUAUUGUGGGGUUUUUCCUCAUGGCUUACACAAUGUUUUAUUUAUAGUAUUUCUAUUUUUACACAGUGAUUCAUCUCCACAAUAACAGCUGGAUUCUGGGUCACUGUCCAUUUAAUGCAAAUAAAUUCUACUGGGAAGCAGAACAAAGGCAAAAAGACCAGAUUAACCACGAUUUAGAUUUACAUCCCAAAGUCUAUCUUUCAGUGACCCACAGAUACCUGGAAAAAUACAUGCAGAUCAACAUAAUCAGAAUGUGCUCUGCAAAAUAAUGUUCCUAAACAGUAUUUUUGUCACUGUUUUUUAGUAAAAAUAUCUGAACAUUCUUGCAAAAUAAAUUUAUUUGUAAAGCAAAAUUGUAUAAAAAAUUAAAGCUUGUUUUCACAGAAUGUAUCUGGAAUAAAUAACAUGGUUCUUACGCCAUUGGUAGUUUUUAAGCAUAAAUGAAGCCAUAUAUAGCGUGGUUUAUGCAUUAAACAGUGAAAAACAAUUUGCCAGCGGGUUUAGGAAAAUAAACUUGGAUUUGUUCUCUGUUGUGCUUCCCAAGUAAAUUUAUCUUGUUCAAAGGAUGGUGUAAAACAAAAAUAUUGAUUUAAGAAAAUUAUUUUUUGUAGUAUACCCAGAGCAUUUUCUUUGAUGGUGAGAUAAAAUGUUUGUUUUUGUAUGUGUGUGUGCAGUUAGAUACAGAAUCAGAUGCGAAUUUAAAAGCAGAGUUUUAGACCAACUCUUUUGAUCGCUUCAUUGCACCCGUUUGUUUUGCACAGCUGCAGCAUUUCCAGGGUAUCUGUUCCUGUCUGGUCACUUUUUCCUCCUUUUUCUUUUCCUUUUCAGUCAGGUGUAUGUUUGUGUGUGUUUAUCUCCCUGUGCAUCUCUGGGGUUGUCUUGUAGGAAAAGAAAAAACAUGUUUUUGUGUGUGUGUGUGUGUGUGGUCCUACAUUAUGGGGAAAAUAUCCAAAAUCCUUGUCCUUGUGGGGACAGCUUAUAAAUCAUACUAAGUGAUGUUUUUUUAAAAUAUAAAAAUGCAUAAAGUUUUCUGUGAUGGGUAGGUUUAGGGGAACGUUUAGUGGAUAGAAUAUACAGUUUGUAUAUAAAAAUUGUCUAUGGAAUGUCCCCAUAAAACAUGAAAACCCAUUAAACGUGUGUGUGUGUGUUAGUGGCACACUCUUAAACCCCAUACUGAGUACAAAGUGCAGCUUCAGAAGUUUUGGUAUUUUGAUCUAGUUUUCUAAAUCCAAGAAUCCAUUUCAGAGAAACAGAAUAAAAUGAGGGAACAGUUGAGAUCAGAGAUCGCCACAUACCAUUUAUUCACGUUAGAUUCCCUUUAUUCAGUCGAUAUUAAACUAUAACACCGUAGUUGGUGUAAUGUCUUAUUUCUACAUCAUGCUGUUAUUAUAUUUCUUCAUAAAGCUGUAAUAUAUGUACAUUAUUUUGUCAUUCUUGUGCAGCUAUGAGAUUUUAUGCGAUAUGAGAUAAGAGUACAUGAAAGACUUCCAAAGGAAGGGGCAUUAUGUUUUGAUUUGUAGGGGGCGAACAUGAUAAUAUAAUGUAAUAUCCAGGUUACAUCUCUAAAAAUCAUAUCGGUCAGAGUUAUGUAUAUUUCAUUGCACAUUUCAAAAGUGUCAUGGUCCCUUUAUAUGUCUUCUGUUAUUGACAGGUCAUCAUAUAUUAAAGUAUCAUCUUGUAGCAUAAUCAUAUUCAGCCAAAGCAGAGCCUUUGUGAGGUUUAGUAGUUUUUUGAAGACGCUGAAUAUAUUUCAAAAGAAUCAAGUCACCAGAGCAGGUGUUUGAUUGGCUGAUCACAGAUAUACUUCAUUUGCAUUGGAUACUAUAUAUAUCGGGAACGUAUAUCAUAAAAACAAUCACAUGUACAGUGUACAAUUGAGCACAUACUUAUUCUAUACAAUGUUAAAUUAAAUCUUAUGGAAAAUGUAAACAGUUUGUAAAAAAAAAAAAAUGAUGCCGUUUCAUUCCGUUGUGAGAGAAUUCCUUUGAUUUCAUUGUAAUUACCUCUGGCUAAACACACACCCACACACACACAUAUAUAUAUAUAUAUAUAUAUGAUUAGAAUAUUUAUAUAUUCAUGAGGCUGCAUUACAUGUGAUUGUGCAACAUUCUCACUGAAUACACUACUGUUUUUUAUAUUUGUCAUCUUUUGCAUCUUUAAUACUGGGAGCUGUAUCAGUGAAAAGAGUGAUUGACCUCACGAGGAAAUCUCACUUAAUGUUAUGCAUAUUGUUGCAUAUUGUUAUGUAUAUGUUGUCUUGAUCAUGGAUGCAUCUCUCACUUGUACAGAGCUUGCUACCUGUACAAUGAUGGGAGGCACACAAUUUUUUAUUGUAAUAUGAAAUAUGUUGUCUACGCAAUUGUUUUUCUUAUACAUUUCACACUUAAGUGUAUUGUUUGAUUUAUGAAUAUUUUUGGUUAUUAAACUGUAAAAGAAUGUC
Messenger RNA from Ctenopharyngodon idella (grass carp), 7992 nucleotides. It is a transcript of the gene klhl5, whose product is annotated as kelch-like family member 5. Gene Ontology annotation, molecular function: protein binding. Lineage: Eukaryota; Metazoa; Chordata; Actinopteri; Cypriniformes; Xenocyprididae. The transcript has 11 exons. The record is from RefSeq and is a predicted model, not a curated record. Bases 445 to 2742 code for a protein of 765 amino acids.